AUUGAGACCAUCGGUGACUGCUACUUCGUGGCUGGGGGCCUAGAGCUGCGACUAGAACUGAGAAUGGGGAUUCCACCCGGUGGUGUGCAGGCCAUGCUGGUCGCUGCCUCUGCCGUCUCGCAGCCCACCACGGGCGAGCCGGUGCAGGUGCGCGUGGGCAUACACAGCGGCCCCGUGGUCAGCGGAGUGGUGGGAACACGCAUGCCGAGGUUCUGUCUGUUUGGGGACACUGUAAACACGGCCGCCCGCAUGGAGAGCACGGGAGAGGCGGGGGCAAUACACGUCAGC
Volvox carteri f. nagariensis is the source of this 288-nucleotide messenger RNA. RefSeq names its product guanylyl and adenylyl cyclase family member (gene cyc35). Gene Ontology annotation, molecular function: peptide receptor activity; guanylate cyclase activity. The transcript has 2 exons. The record is from RefSeq and is a predicted model, not a curated record. Lineage: Eukaryota; Viridiplantae; Chlorophyta; Chlorophyceae; Chlamydomonadales; Volvocaceae. Gene Ontology annotation, biological process: cGMP biosynthetic process; intracellular signal transduction; receptor guanylyl cyclase signaling pathway. The annotation marks the transcript as partial.